AUGAGUAUUCAAGAUAAUCUUGACUUCAAUAGGUAUGCCAGUAUGGCUGAGAAAUACCUCAAUCCGAGUUCUGCAGGCGCGGGAGUGCCAGCUUUAACAGCGACCGUUAGUGUCGUCUUGACGAUUUUUUAUAUCGCGUCGUUAUUUAACGAUAACUUGGUUGAGAAGAUGUGUCUUUUCCCAGAUGCUUUGUUCAGCCUUCCUGAGUUUCCAAGACUCAACACUUAUCCAUUGGUUCACGCUGGCUUCUUACACAUUUUUUUUAACUUGGUGUCCUUAUGGGCUCCAAUGGCGCAGUUUGAAACCUUGAAUGGUACUUUCCAUACAGCUUUGGUGUUGAGUGCUCUAUCCUUAGUUACUGCUAUUUCAUACUGUCUCUUAGGUUUCUACUUCUUCCCUGAUACUUCUGUUCUAGGUUGCUCUGGCUGGGUUUUUUCAUUUAUCGCCUAUUUCUCGUAUGUGAAUUCAUUGCAGCAUAAAACCAUUCGAUUUUUUGGACGCUUUGACAUUCCUACUAUUACUGUUCCAUUUGUGUUUCUAGGUUUCGUGUUUUUGAUGGUUCCCAACUCCAGUUUUGUUGGCCAUCUCUUAGGUAUUAUAGCCGGUUUUGUUAUGGCUAAAGGCUUUUUAGUUCCUCUUACUGUUCUUCCAAUGGAUCUCAUCAGUAAGGUUGAAGUGGCAGCCCAUAAACUCAUCGAAUUGAUUCCUCAUCAAUUACAUUAUAUCCGAGAAUCUGACGUGAAGAACGGCAGAUAUAAAUACGAUAACUUGUCGUUACCAUUGUACACUACAGAUGCAGCAGUCCCUAUGGCUAGUGGAGAUGCUCGAGUGAUUGGUGAGGCUGCCGAGGCCGGUGAAGCGGGUUCCCCAGAAACAUUCAAGGGUCCGGGCCAUGUAUUGGGAACCAGCUCGUGA
Brettanomyces nanus is the source of this 915-nucleotide messenger RNA. RefSeq lists its product as uncharacterized. The record is from RefSeq and is a predicted model, not a curated record. The transcript has a single exon. NCBI's taxonomy places the organism in Eukaryota, Fungi, Ascomycota, Pichiomycetes, Pichiales, Pichiaceae. Gene Ontology annotation, cellular component: membrane. Gene Ontology annotation, molecular function: serine-type endopeptidase activity. Bases 1 to 915 code for a protein of 304 amino acids.